Neltuma alba is the source of this 1593-nucleotide messenger RNA. RefSeq names its product receptor-like protein 12. Bases 1 to 1593 code for a protein of 530 amino acids. The record is from RefSeq and is a predicted model, not a curated record. The transcript is spliced from 3 exons. Gene Ontology annotation, molecular function: protein binding. Lineage: Eukaryota; Viridiplantae; Streptophyta; Magnoliopsida; Fabales; Fabaceae.
AUGUCUAGCAUUAUCGACUCGGCAGAGUGUCUAGCAUUAUCGACUCGGCAGAUAUACACUGGUGAAAGAAAUGGGGAUGAUGUGGACGGAUGGUCUUCAUGGGGUAGCAAACAGCACAAGACAGAUUGCUGUGAAUGGGAGGGAGUCUUCUGCAACAACCAAACUGGCCAUGUCAUCAAGCUCCAUUUGCCUGGUGAUUUUCCAGAGUUCCGCUUGAAAGGUGAGAUCGAUGCAUCAUUGGCGGAGUUACAAUAUUUGACGUAUCUGAACCUUAGUUCCAAUUAUUUUGAAGAUAGCUCCAUCCCCAAAUUCCUUGCCUCUCUACGGCACUUGAGAUACCUUGAUCUCCACGACUGCGGUUUAAGUGGAGGAAAUAUUCUGACUCAACUUGGGCUUUUUUCACAUUUACAAUAUCUUGACCUCUCGUGGAAUUUCGUUGGAGGAGCAAUUCUUUUUCAGCUCAGAAAUCUCUCGCAAUGGAGGCAUCUUGAUCUCUCAGUCAAUAUUCUUAAAGGAGAGAUACCUUGUCAACUUGAAAAUCUCUCACAAUUGAGGCACCUUGAUCUCUCGUGGAAUUUAAAUCUUACAGGAGCAAUACCACAUCAACUUGGAAAUCUCGUGCAGCCGCAGCAUGUUGAUCUUUCGAGAAAUAAUCUUAGAGGAGCAAUACCUUAUCAACUUGGAAAUCUCUCACGAUUGCAGUAUCUUGAUCUCUCAGAUAAUACACUUAGCGGAACAAUGCCUCAUCAACUUGGGAACCUCACGAACUUGCAAAAUCUUCUUCUACGUGACACAGGCACUCUCAAGAUUGAUCAAGAAAAUAGUGCUAGACAUGAGUGGCUGUCUAGUCUCACAUCUUUGACUCGUCUAGAGCUGCAAAAUGUAACUGGUCUCACAUAUUCUCACAACUGGUUGCAAAUGAUUGCAAAGCUGCCCAACUUGAAAGAGCUAACUAUAACAUACCAUAAUCUUUCAGAUGAGUGUAUCCUCUCCUUACCCUCUUUAAAAUUCAAUUCCUCUUCUUCUCUUUCUAAAUUGGAUUUCAUGGGGAAUAAUUUCAAGUCAUCUGCAGUAUUCCAUUGGAUCUUAAACAUCAGCCCCAACCUUGUUGAUCUUAGUCUUCAGUCGAACCAGCUAGAGGGUCCCAUCCCUUUUGAAUUUGCUAGCCUGAUGAAUUCUCUUGAGAAUCUAGACCUUGGGUCUAAUCAACUUAAGGGUGGAUUUAAAUUCCUAGGGCAUAUAUGUACCUUGCAUUCUUUGUCCCUAUGGUUUAAUCUUUUGAGUGAAGAACUUUCAACAAUUCUUGAAACUUUUUCUAGUUGUGCCCGGUGUUCUUUGCAAUACUUGGACUUGAGCUAUAAUAACAUAACUGGCACACUGCUUCCUGAUUGUUGGAGUCCUUUCAAAUCAUUAUGGUUUUCAGACUUGAGUAAUAACAAGUUCUCUAGAGAAUUUCCCAUUUCUGUGGGUUCUCUACAAGUUCUUCAAGUAUUGAUAUUGCAAAACAAUGGGUUUACUGGAGAGUUGUUUGUUACUUUGAGGAGUAGCUUAAGUUUAGCACUUCUUGAUGCAGGGAAUAACAAGUUCUUCUGA